Molecule: messenger RNA, 2335 nt
Organism: Trichogramma pretiosum
Lineage: Eukaryota; Metazoa; Arthropoda; Insecta; Hymenoptera; Trichogrammatidae
Exons: 2
Coding region: 193-2085 (630 amino acids)
Biological process (GO): positive regulation of transcription by RNA polymerase II
Cellular component (GO): nucleus
Molecular function (GO): protein binding; transcription cis-regulatory region binding
Source: RefSeq, a predicted model, not a curated record
UCUCUCUCUCUCGAACGCACAAAAUCACGGAACGGCUUCUCAUUAGCUUCGACGCUCUCAUCGAAGUUGCUUUUGUCGUCGAAAGCAAAAAAACGUCGCACAGUUUUUAUUUUAUUAAACUUUUUUUUUUUUUCUAAAUUCGUGACGCAAAAAAUUUUAAGUAAUUCAGUUAUUUAAAUCAAAAAGGAAAAGAUGGCCAACAGAAUGAACGAGUCGUCGUUGAGAUUAAAACGCGAAGCGUUUUACCGCGAGAUAGCCGCGAGAGUUAUGCGCUCUAGGAGCUGCAAGCGCGGCCUGGGCCAGGCGUUGGCCGCCAUCGAGAAGAUAGUGCCGGGCAGCGAGGAGGUGCUCUGGUUCUCGCGUCGAGCCCUGCGCGGCCAGGACACGCGGGUGCUGCGACUGCUGCUCGAGCUCGGCCUGGGCAGCUGCCACGACGACGACGACCACCACCGCCACCGGAACGACGCAACGACGAUCGCACUACGCAACAACGGUCGCAAACGCAAACGCGACGGCACGAUCGUGAGGGAUUCGGAGCGAGGAGCCGAGCAAGACAGAAAUCCGGCGGACCGCUACGGGCUGACGUACUUCCACGCGGCCUGCAUGAGCGGCCACGUGGCCAGCGUCGAGAGCUUCAUCGAGUCCGGCCGGGUCGAUCUGGACCAGCGCGUCGUCACGAAGCACCCGAGCAUGCCCAGCACGGCGCUGCACAUGGCCGUGAAGUACGGCAGGCUGGAGGUGGCGAGGCUGCUGCUGGGGGCCGGCGCCGAUCCCCGCGCGCUCGAUCGCCGAGGCCGAUCGGCCCUGCACAGAAUCUGCGAGGACGGCGUCACCCGUAGCCUCGUGGAUCGGCCCAAGAGGAAAUUCGUGCACGAUCACGAGCCGGCCCUCGAGAUCGUCAAGCUGCUACUCGAUCACGGCCCGGACGAAAUCGAUCGAGAGGACGAUCGCGGCGCGACGCCGCUGCAGUACGCCGUCGCCUCGCUGCAGUUCGAGCUGGUGGAGGAGCUGCUGGCGCGCGGCGCCAAGGUCAAAGACGUGGUCUUCGAAGGUGGCUACUUCGAUCUCGCCCGUCCUCGUCCGUCGCUGAGAACAACCGAAAAUCUGAUCGGUAUCGUCGAGACACUGAUGGGCUACGGAUACGAGAUGAGCAGCGAGAGCGAGUUGAAAGUCAUGCACUUUUUGAUGGACGUCAACAUGCACGAAUACGAUCCGGAGGUUGAUCAAGCCCAGCUCGUCUUGGAGUACGGAUCGGAACAGAAAAUCGGCGAUUUAAUCGAUCAAUUCGAGAGUGACUUCAAGAACACCCCAAUCCUCAAAAAUAUGUCCACCUACAGUAAGCUUAGGAAAAAGUCGCACGAGAUGAUGGCGAUUCAGCGCCACCUCGAGGUCCUCCACGUCGGUGGAAUGUAUAAGAGCGCCAACAUCCGGAGGCUCGUGGACGCCUUCAAGGAGGCCUGCGACUGCUAUCGCGGCUACUUCGCCGUCGAAAAUUUCCACUGGCGAUUCGGCGAGUCCGACGCCGAGACGACGUUGCUGCGAUCGCAACUGUCGACCGCGUUAACGAACGAGAACACGAACGAUGGGAAACAAGGAGGCAACGAUCGUAUUCAGAACCGCAUCACAUACGAAGACGAUGAUGAGAGCGUCGAGGACGAUGCGGUUUCCGAACACAACGAGCACAGCCACGAGGACGACUGGGAGAUGGAAGCACCGGACGUCUUCAACAGAUUCGCCGAGGAAACCAAGAGAGCCGGCGAGAUCGCGAUCGGACGGUCGGGCACGACCAUUCUGGACGUUUGCCGAGCCGUGCCGGAGGAGAGAUAUAAUCUGCUACUUACCGCAACGAAAUGGCCCGUCAUCGACGAGGAACUGAGAAACAAAGAGUUCAGCUUGGUCGGUGGCGUUCUGGAGGGCAUCGUGGACAAAACUCUGGUGCGGGAGUACGCGGCGGUCGUGGCCUCGAAGUAUUUCAGCUCUCUGUUGGCGGUCAACAUGCCGUACUACUGUCGUCGAAAGAUAAUCGGCCACCUGUCGAACGAGGAUUUGUUGAACUUGUGCACAGCUGCUGUGCGAUCGGGUUGAACGCCUCGUUUCAUACUCUAUAUUUUUUAAUACUUAUAGAAGGACCCUUGUGAUUACAUUUAAAAAUUGCGAUUAUUGUGUAGCAAUAUUUGCAAUCUUGAUUUCAAUGUGACGGUAAUGUGCUCAUUAUAUGUAAAUAAUACAUAACUGUAUUUAACAGUUACUUAAAAAAUUUCUAUUAUUGAUUAAGUAGAUGUAACGUAACAUUUGACAUGAAGAUUUUAUAAUAAUAAGAAAAAAACAUGUUUGA